Chaetomium fimeti is the source of this 723-nucleotide messenger RNA. RefSeq lists its product as uncharacterized. The transcript has 4 exons. The coding region runs from base 1 to 723 and encodes 240 amino acids. Lineage: Eukaryota; Fungi; Ascomycota; Sordariomycetes; Sordariales; Chaetomiaceae. The record is from RefSeq and is a predicted model, not a curated record.
AUGGCUGAACCAGCAGCCGAUCUCUCCCAAGGGCCGGUCCUUCUCUCCUUCUCCCUCGCCACGGCGAGCUUUGCCCUAGCCACGACCGUUGUUCGCUUCUACGUCCGGCGGGGUAUCCAUGGCGGUUUUGGUGUUGACGAUUAUACGAGCGGCGUGGCAACUGUAAUAGCACUAAUCGCGACCAUCUUUGGCAUUCUCGAGGGCACUGCCCCGGAGGGGUCACGGGCCUUGCAGUUUAAUGUGAUCGGACAACCGUGGUAUCUCGUCAGCGUCACCCUCAGCAAGAUCUCGAUAUGCUUCUUCUUUAUGGAUCUCCUAAGGAGGGCGCGACAGUGGCGGGUUCUGCUGGCUGGCCUGAUCGUGUUAAUGGCCGCUAUCAACCUAGCCUUUGCGCUGGUCGUCUACCUCCAGUGCCAGCCGUUGGAGAAAGCGUGGAAUCCGUCCGUGGCGGGCAGCUGCUCGGAUCCGAAAAUACAGGUUAAUUUUGGUUAUGCGCAAGGCGCUUUCUCGGUGUUCUCAUGGGUCUUCCUCGCCCUCUUCCCGAUGCUAAUCAUACGCGACAUCGCCCGCGGCGGUGAACCUGCCUGGCCGUUAUACACCACCGCGGCCCUGAGUUUUGUCUCCGGAAUCUUCGUCAUCGUCCGAACCGCCCAAACCUCCCAAACCACCGGCGCCACCCUCUACACCAUCCACUUCUUCUACGCCUCCCUCAUGGCCAAGUAA